Lethenteron reissneri (Far Eastern brook lamprey) is the source of this 1074-nucleotide messenger RNA. RefSeq names its product trace amine-associated receptor 7b-like. Gene Ontology annotation, cellular component: plasma membrane. Gene Ontology annotation, biological process: positive regulation of MAPK cascade; adenylate cyclase-activating adrenergic receptor signaling pathway. The record is from RefSeq and is a predicted model, not a curated record. Gene Ontology annotation, molecular function: G protein-coupled receptor activity. NCBI's taxonomy places the organism in Eukaryota, Metazoa, Chordata, Hyperoartia, Petromyzontiformes, Petromyzontidae.
AUGAAAACUCACAACGCGACCAACACAUCGGUGGCCCCGGUGUGCGUCGUGACAUUUUUCAACUUCAACUGCAGUCCCCCGGAUUUGGGCGACGGCGAGAGAGACAUCCUCAUCGGGGGCUUUUCCCUCGUCAUCGCCACCACGGCCCUGGGGAACAUCCUCACCAUCACCUCGAUCCUCUACUUCCGACAGCUUCAGACGCGCACCAACGCCUUCGCCAUAUCCCUGGCCACCGCCGACUUGUUGGUGGGCGUCAUGGUGAUGCCCUACGCGGUGACGCGCACCGCCUACACGUGCUGGUUCUAUGGAAAAACCUUCUGCAAGAUGCACACGUGGUUCGACUACACUCUUACCACCUCGUCCAUUCUCCAUCUGGCGUGCAUCUCCAUCGACCGCUACGUGGCCAUCAGCGACCCCCUUCGCUACGAGCAGCGAGUGACCAAGAAACUGGUGGGCAGGAUGCUUGUGUUUUGCUGGACCAGCUUUAUAAUCUACGGCCUCUCAUACAUGCUCGAGUGGAACAUCGCAGGCAUCGAGGACAUAGUGGCCAGCAGCACCUGUCCGCACAACUGCCCCGUCUUCAUGAACGUCCAGUUCGCGCUGACCAACACGCUGUGCGCCUAUGUCACCCCGAUGCUGCUCAUGCUAGCUGCGUACGCCAAGGUGUACGUGAUGGCUCGGGCCCAGGCGAGAAAGAUCAGCAUCGCGAUGCUCCAGACGCGAUCGGCCGACGCGGCGGUGCGCAGCCGGUGGAGCGCCAUGAAGAGAGAGCACAGCGCCACCAAGACGCUGGGCAUCAUCAUGGGCGCGUUCGUAAUCUUCUGGGUCCCCUUCUUUGUCGUCGCCGCCUCCGAGCCACUGCUCGGCUACGCGUCCGACCCACUGGUGUGGGACGUGGCCAACUGGUUCACCUACAUCAACUCCACCAUGAACCCCAUCCUCUUCGCGGCGUUCAAUCGCUCGUUCCGCAACGCGUUCUAUCUGAUCGUGAGCGGCAAGAUCCUGCGUGGCAGCUACAGAGGGACGGAUCUGUUCAGUUUCAAACGCGGAGGCGGAGUGGCUGAGAUGGCUUGA